AUGGCCAAAGAACACCGACAAACCGCCCCGGAAGCGUCCAAGAUUAUCGAACGAGAUAGAUAUGUCGACGACAUGAUACAUUCCUGCCCAUCAGUAAGCGACGCCUUCCAGAGAAUAACAGACCUAGAGAAAAUACUCAGUACCGGUAGCUUCAAAAUUAAAGAGUGCCAUUGUUCUUCAGAUCAGUUACAGGAACGUUUGCGUGAAAGAAGUGAAUUACCAACAAAUUUAAAGGUUGUCGAACCUCAACGAGAAUCGCCCGACGCGAAUCAAGUUAGUCUAGACGGAGAACCAGGAGUUAAAACGCUCGGAGUUUCGUGGAAACCAAAUACAGACACAAUCAAUUUUGACGCGAAACUAAAUGACAAAGAGCCUUACACCAAGCGAGUCAUCCUAUCGAACAUCUCGAGAAUAUUCGAUCCAUUGGGUCUGGCAUCAGUUGUUACAAUUAAAGCAAGAAUUGCACUUCAGGAGAUCUGGAAAAUGAAGAAAUUUGAAUGGGACGAUUUAUUGCCAAAGGAGAUGCAAUUAACCUGGAGGAAGCUGUUUACAGAGAUCGAAGACUUGAAGACCGUGCAGUUUCCCCGAUGCCUUCAGCCGCCGUCUGCAUUUGGUUCCCCAGAGUUACACGUUUUUGCUGAUGCUAGCAUUCUUGCAUACGGAGCAGCAGCCUAUCUUGUCUGGUCUUCCUCCAGUGGAAGAGAAGUACGCCUCGUAUCCGCAAAGGCCAGAGUUGUUCCUCUUCGCCAGACAACUAUACCCCGUCUAGAACUCAUGGCAGCUCUAUUAGCGACAAGAUUGGCCAAAACCAUCUACGACGAGUUUAAGAUUAAACCUUCGAAAGUAACAUUGUGGUCGGACUCCAUGAUUGUUCUCGCAUGGCUUCGCUCAGAAUCUACCCUACUCAAGUCCUUUGUUGGUGUCCGAAUCGCAGAAAUUCAAGCGUCUUGGGAACCCACAGUUUGGCGAUAUGUUCCAACAAACCUCAACCCAGCCGACGACCUAAGUCGUGGUAUUUCCGUCCAUGAAAUGAAUGGAAGAUGGAUGAACGGUCCGUCGUUCCUGAGAAAGAAUUCUGAUGAAUGGCCCACAGAAGUCGACAAAGCAUCGCCCGAAAUACCCGAAGUGAGAGUUAAGAAACCCUUGUUUGCCUUAGUGCAACCAGCCGUUAAAGGUUUCAUCAUUGAUGCCUCCAGAUUUUCAAGUUGGCAGAAACUUUGCAGAGUGACAGCGUAUUGCUUACGUUUCAUCAGCAACGCAAGAUCCCUACGUGUAUGUGGUCCACUGUUACCGGAAGAAAUCGAGUUAGCCGAGAGCUAUUGGAUUAAGUCAGCCCAAAGUGAAUUGGAAGAUUGGAAAGACCGUUAUAGAGACUUAGCGCCCUAUGAGAAAUACGGAAUUAUCCGUGUCGGAGGAAGACUCACCCAAUCCCCCUUAUCCUACGACGAGAACCACCCGAUGUUGUUACCUCCAGAUCACGUUAUUUCGAAGUUAGUAGUGGAGGAUUCCCACAACCGUGUAUUCCAUUCCGGUCGCGAACGUACCCUGUGUGAAGUCCGAAGAAAAUUCUGGAUUGUUCGAGGAAGAAAUUUAGUUAAGAAGAUAGUGAAAGAUUGCGUGACCUGCCGUAAACUUAGACAGUAUCCCUAUACUACGUUAAUGGCCGACCUACCUCCUGAUAGAUUAAAGCUGUUCUCGCCACCAUUCACAGCCAUUGGAGUAGAUCUGUUUGGUCCAUUUCACCUGAAGUAUGGUAGAAACAAGAGAAUUAAAAGCUGGGGAGCUGUUUUCACCUGCGCAACCGUUCGUGUUAUACAUUUGGAGAUUGUCCAAGAUCUAUCCACCGAAGCCUUUCUACACGCCCUGCGACGUUUCGCAGCAUGUCACGGAUGGCCUACGACUAUUAUUUCAGAUAAUGGGACAUCCUUUAUUGGUGCUGAAAGCGAGCUGAGAAAGUUGAUGAAAGAAGGAAGAAAGGAAAUUGAAGAUUUCGCAGUCACCCACAAGAUAAAGUGGCGUUUCAACACGCCAUUGAGUCCUCACCAGGGAGGAAUGUUCGAAAGCAUGGUGAAACAAACGAAGACUGCUUUGAAAGUUGUAGUUGGUCAACAAAUUUGGUCCUGGAACGAGAUGUCAACAGUGUUUGCGGAAGUCGAAUGCUUAGUAAAUAGUCGACCUCUUGGAUACCCUUCCAAUGAUGCGAACGACCUGCAACCCCUGACUCCCAACCACUUCAUCCUUGGUUGUGCAACAGCCGACAUCCCGCAAGGUCCUUUUCGAGAAGCGAAAGCCUACCGAAAGCGAUUCGAGUUUGUCCAGUCAUUAGUCCAGCAGUUCUGGAGUCGGUUCCAGCGAGAAUAUCUCCAAACUCUGAUACGAAGAACGAAGUGGCAACGUAAAGAACGGCAGUUCAAAGUCGGUGAUAUUGUUCUGUUGGUUGAUGCUAAUCUUCCCCGAGGGAAAUGGAACAUGGCGCGAGUGGUCGAGGUUUUUCCCGGGAAAGACGGUAUUGUACGUAACGUGAAGGUAAAGACGAAGACGGGAGAGUACAAACGAUCAGUACAGAAAUGUUGUACAAUAAUGGAAGAAGAUUCUUCCUGAGUGUGGCCCCGGAGGGUUGUUACGGACAGUACAGUGAAAUGCUGAACUUAAAAUAUAUUAAUUCUUAAUCCAUUUAUACAGUAUUUAUUAACUAUUUCAAUUUGAUUAUAACCUGAUUUAACUCUGAUUUGCAUGCUGUAAUAUGAUACAAAAGUGUUGACUGAUAGUAACCGGACAGUGAACAAUAAUAGAUAGCGAGUAAGUUUGUAUAAGAAGUUUGUGUCUGUAUGACAGGAGCGCGUGCUUUCAAGCUGUAGAGACCCACUCUUCAGGUAUUUAUUGAUCAUUUGUAAUGUGUUUAUCGUUUAUUUUCCUAAUGAAGUAUUAUUGAAUGUAACCUAAUCAAAUCCAAUCAUUUUAGAAUGUAUUAUUAAAAUAUAUUACGAAAAUCUCUACGGUGUUCAAUCAUGGUUUUGCCUAUCGGAAACAUAGUCCCUAUCAUGAACGUCGCGAAUAACUAUGUCGAUUGCAUAUGUCUGAUACAAACAUAUUGAGCUAUAAAUUUUACGCUGCUGUGCCUAGUAUAAUUGUGGCCAACGCUCGAGCAUCAAAUUUUGCUAUUUUAUCUCCUAGACCUAGUAUAUGUUCGUGCCCCUUAAUGGUAGACCGAUACAUUUCAUGUGUAUGUGUUGUUCGGAAAUAUUCCAUAAAUUGCUACGAUUUGGCCUUUGGGAUUUCCCGAUUGAAAACUGAAAUGAUUUGUGCGAUGUCGGGCUAAUUGCCAACCGAGCGCGCUAGCCGCUGCUAUUUCGACAGAAUAUGAUACCUCUACACUUUUCAGCCGUAAUUUUCAGCGCACAUUGUAAUCAUGUACAUAUCGUUUAAUUUAGCUUCAAAAACUUGAUAAAAAACAUGUUAUUCGUGUUCGUUCCCGCGGAGCGCAAUGGUGUCAUAGUUGCCAGAGGCAGAGCACAUGCAAAGCCGCCUCAGUAUAAAUCAUGUAUGUAACGGAAAAUCUUGGUUAUUUCAGUCUAAUAAAGUCAACCUAAAAUAUGAUUCGGAGUUACAGUGGGAAUUGUAUAAAACACUACCUAAUGAAGUAAAUAUAAACAUGCGGAAAGCAAAAUCUAAGUACUUUUGUGAUAAAAUCCAGGCAAAGCUACUUUUUGGUGUUUAAAUUAAUUUCAUAUUUUUUUAACAUUCGUAUAUAUACCAUGCAGAAAAAUAUUCCUUUUAGCAUUCAUAGAUUCUUACCUCUCAACAUUUUACAACACCUCAGUCGGUCGAUAUUGUGGAGCCAGUCCGCUCCACGAUAUACUCCAACAACAUAGAAACCAGCCUUAGUACAAGUUGACCAUCCUUUCCUAUCAAACUUGAAUCUGAUAUUUUCAUCAUAACAUUGGUCAUACCGUUUGGGAUGAUUCACAGGUUUACAACAUUUUCCUACUUCUAUGUUAUGCAAGUUUUGUCCUGCAGUACGAUACAGCGGCCAUUGAGAAAGCACAGUCCCGCUGGACAAACACUCCAAGAUUUUGGCCUCAAUUGAAAAUGUUUUCAAAAAGCAUGUAUACAUAAGAAGGUUUGAUAAUGUCAAGUAGGCUUUUAUUUUAUGGUCUAUAUAUGUACCUUCCCAAUAUAAUCGAUCAGGCUUUAAAUUUUUUUGCCCACAUAUAGUAUUGUUCUGCCUAUUAGCCUCAUCUUAACCUUAUCUUUCUAACCUAAACCCUACUAAACGUUAUAAGCUAAUAUAUUAACAUAAAACUGAACAGCCGUGAUACUGUGACAUCAUUUCGGCAUGUUAUAAGAAAACCCCCCUAAUGCUGCACAGUAUUUCCACGUUAUCUUUGAAACAAGUUCAGAUAUUUAUAACAGAAAAGUUACUUUUAUCUGAUAAGUUUCAAUCCACUCAUAUUUGCCUGAUUAAAAUAUCCGUCUCAUAAUACAUUUUGAAGGAAUUUGUGAAAAUACUCAAUGCUUUUCUGACGUCCUGAAGUGAUAGUCUCUGGCCCGUAGGAAAAACAGUUGGGUUGUAAUUAAAAAUAGUAAACUGGUGUCGACACCCGGGCAGAUGAAACAAAAUGUCGUACACUUUUUAGAACAAAAAUGAGGAUAAGUAACAAGUGCAUGUAAACCUGCAUGACGUAUAAUAAUGCCACUGAAAAUAGUGAGGUGCAUAUCUAGGGCACGGUGCUGGAAUCGAAAAACUACUAGUGCGCAUUUCAUUACUUGUCAAGAGAGCUCCACCAAUUCGCAUUUUUACAUUCACUUCUUUCGUUUCGAUAAGAUAAAUCAGACGAACAACAUUUUGCUUCUUCCAGUCGAUAAAUCUCAUCCCUGUUCCAGGCGCCUAA
Paramuricea clavata is the source of this 4892-nucleotide messenger RNA. The record is from the annotation of a GenBank genome assembly. Lineage: Eukaryota; Metazoa; Cnidaria; Anthozoa; Malacalcyonacea; Plexauridae.